GGUUUCCCUGGUUCGUUACCAUGUUAUCUCUAUCGAUUGCAGGAUCUCCUUUAUCGUCGCCUGCGAUGUCUUGCCAACUACGAAGCAGCGAACAAGAACCUCGAACGUGCACGUGGACGGAACAAGGAUAUUCAAAAGGCUGAAACCGAGCAGCAAGAGGCCUGCAAGAAAUUCGAGGACAUCAGCGCUUUAGCGAAGACCGAACUGAAGGAUCUGAAAAAGCGCCGAGUGUUGGCUUUCAAGAAAAAUCUUGCCGAUCUUGCUGAUCUUGAGAUUAAACAUGCGAAGGUAUGA
Messenger RNA from Haemonchus placei, 294 nucleotides. The record is from the annotation of a GenBank genome assembly. Lineage: Eukaryota; Metazoa; Nematoda; Chromadorea; Rhabditida; Trichostrongylidae.